AUGAAUACCGCGAGUUUAAGUGCUCAGGUCAAAGAGCGUAUCAGCUUGGCUCCCGGCCUGCCCAGCCCAAACCCAACACCAUCGCUCUGGCAGCAGCCACCACAUCCCACCGUCGCCAAAAUCCAGUCCAACCUCGCCGAGGAAACAGAUAUUGUGGUAAUCGGGUCUGGCGUGACCGGCUGCGGCGCUGCGCACGCCUUACUGCAUCACUCCGGCGCCGAGGGGCUACGCAUAACCGUGCUGGAAGCCCGAGAAACAUGCAGCGGCGCGACAGGUCGCAAUGGCGGACAUAUUGGAUCCAACAUUAUCGAGAAGCUUCCCGGGUAUGUGGAAACGCAUGGGAUAGAUGCUGCGAUUGAAUCGGCUCGCUUCAGUGAAGCCAAUGCCGCUCGGCUGCUGGAACUCGCUGCGAGCUUAGACUACUCCGAGCGAGAAGCUAUAGAAUUGCGGAAAGUUGUAUCUGGGUGUGCGACUUCCAGUCCAGAGACCCUGGAAUCUUUCAAGCUCGCUGUCAAUUUGUACAAUGAUUCAUAUCCUGGUGGUUUAUUCAAGUUCAAAACCGUCGAGGAUCGGGAGAGAAUCAAGGAAUUUGCAUUCCAAGACAACGUGGUCGGCUUGAUUGAACAGCACGGAGCAGCAGCAUUAUGGCCGUAUCGCUUGUUCACCGCGAUCUUCGAGAAUCUGUUGAGAAAGUUCGAAGGGCGUUUCACUCUACAGACAAACACGCCGGUUGAAACCAUUCAAUAUGAGGAGACACAAUCUCCACCCUAUUCGCUCGUUACGCCCCGAGGCACCAUUCGAGCCCAUAAGAUUAUCCAUUGCACGAAUGGCUUUGCAGGUCAUCUAUUGCCGAACCUAGUGGGACGACUGUUUCCCCUUCGAGGUACCAUGUCGACACAGCAACCGGGGCCAAACUUCCCCAUGUUGGGCGAUCGGACAACGUGGUCCAAGGUGAACAAAUUUACUUAUGACCCUGAAACCGAUCUCUGGGAUACCCAAUAUCACUACGCGCAACAGAAUGCCAAAACCGGGGAUAUAUGGAUUGGAGGCGAAUGCCAGAAACUAUCUGAGCUGUUGAAUAGCGAUGAUUCGACCGUCGGAGAAGCUACUAAGGAGAAGUUAUCUCAGGUCCUACCAAAGAUCUUCGCCAAUGUGGAGCCGCAUCAGGUUCGACAGAUAUGGUCCGGCAUCAUGGCCUUCACAUCCGAUGGACGUCCACUGGUUGGCCCUGUCCCGUCUUCGAUUUCUGGUCGCCAUGGCCCAGGGGAAUGGAUUGCGGCUGGGUACAAUGGCCACGGUAUGGACAAGGCGUUUUUGUCUGGUGAGGCGGCGGCGCGAAUGGCUCUAGGAGAAGAUACUGUUCCAGGAUUGCCGAGGAUAUAUGUACUUGAUGAGGAAAGGGUCAACAGUAUGACAGCAGAUGCGGCUGUUCAGUCACUCAUGUCUCUGUUCUUUUAG
This is a messenger RNA of Penicillium argentinense, 1458 nucleotides long. RefSeq names its product NAD(P)/FAD-dependent oxidoreductase. Gene Ontology annotation, cellular component: cytoplasm. The transcript is spliced from 3 exons. NCBI's taxonomy places the organism in Eukaryota, Fungi, Ascomycota, Eurotiomycetes, Eurotiales, Aspergillaceae. Gene Ontology annotation, molecular function: oxidoreductase activity. The record is from RefSeq and is a predicted model, not a curated record. Bases 1 to 1458 code for a protein of 485 amino acids.